Molecule: messenger RNA, 1203 nt
Organism: Adineta steineri
Lineage: Eukaryota; Metazoa; Rotifera; Eurotatoria; Adinetida; Adinetidae
Source: the annotation of a GenBank genome assembly
AUGUCAAAUUUACGUAAACAAAUUCUUUCUAAAACACUCCCACCUAUUGGUCCAUCAUCAUCAUCUAAAAAGUUAUCAUCUGAUAAUCAAAAAAAAUCACCAUCAUCUACUCGUAAUUAUACACCUAUUGAAUGGAAUACAUAUUUCGAUGAUAAACGUUAUAUAACAAUUGAUAAAAAUACUUUUUGUUUAUAUUCACGUAAUACAAAUGAUUCAUUAUCACCUAUUUUAUUUUUUUUACAUGGUGGUGGUUUUUCUGGUUUAAGUUGGGCUGUUCUUUCAAAAGCAGUAACUAAUCUUGUACGAUGUCAAUGUAUUGCAAUAGAUAUUCGUGGUCAUGGUGAAACAAGAACUACAGAUGAAAGUGAUUUAAGUAUUGAAGUACUUACAAAUGAUAUAUGUCAAAUUUUACAUCAUUUAUAUAAUGAAGAUAAUAAACCGCCUAUUUUUCUUAUUGGACAUUCAAUGGGUGGUGCACUUGCUGUUCAUGUUGCAAAAGAAUAUCCAUCAAUGAUCAAUGCUCUUUGUGUUAUUGAUGUUGUUGAAGGUAGUGCAUUGGAAUCUUUAAGUUCAAUGCAAUGUUUUCUUAGUUCAAGACCAAAACAAUUUUCAACACAACAACAAGCUAUUGAAUAUAUGAUUCGAAGUGGACAAGUACGUAAUGUUGAAUCAGCUCGUAUAUCUAUCGUUGGACAAAUACAACCAAUAAAUACUGCUGAAAUAAAUGAAACAGAACCCUCUACAACAGCAUCUAAUGCCUCACUUCCACCAGUUUCUCAUCAAUGUAAUACUGUUCAAGAAGAAGAUGAAGAUUCGGAAGAAAAUGAACAAAAAUCUUCGGUAGAUAUUCAACAACCUCCUCCUACAGUUGAUUCAAAUGAUACAAAAAAGUACACAUGGAGAAUUGAUCUUGCUAAAACCGAACAAUUUUGGAAAGGAUGGUUUUCUGGUUUAUCAAAUUUAUUUCUAUCAUGUGAAUGUCCAAAAUUACUUUUAUUAGCUGGUGUUGAUCGUCUUGAUCGUGAUUUAACUGUUGGUCAAAUGCAAGGUAAAUUUCAAAUGCAUGUUGUUCCUAAAAGUGGUCAUGCUGUACAUGAAGAUGCACCUGAACAAGUUGCUGAUUGUAUUGCUUCAUUUCUUGUUCGACAUAAAUUAGUACAAGCAAUUGAUGAAAGUUUUCAUGGAACAUUACCCGGUUGUUAA